AUGGCCUCCAGCGUCAACUCGAACACCAUCUCCGAGAUCUCAGAGAAGGAGAGAGCCAUCACCGGAUCCGACACCCAGGUCAAGGGAGGUCCUGCUGCUCAAGCUCAGAAGCACGUUGGCGAUAAGCUUGAUGGCUCUGUGGUCUCAGAAAUAACCCAGGGCGAGCGGAAGAUCACUGGCGAGGACUCUGCUGUCCGAGGCGGUCCUGCCGCCACCGCCCAAGCUCAUGCUGCCCAGGAAAGUUCUCUCAACCGUACUGGCUCCACCUCCCAAAAUCAGGCCACCGGCAAACUCGACUCAGAGACCAUCUCUUCAAUCACCCAGGCCGAAAAGGACAUCACAGGACAAGAAGGUCCCGUCAAGAACGGCCCUACGGCUCAAGCUCAGAAGCACGUCGGCGAAAAUAUCGACUCUGACAACCUUCACGACAUUACCGAAGGUGAGAAGAAGAUCACUGGUGGAGAGCGUCUCAAGGGUGGUCCGACCGCCCAACCGCAAAGCGAACUCGCCAAGUCUCGCAGUGGCUAG
Molecule: messenger RNA, 528 nt
Organism: Cyphellophora europaea CBS 101466
Lineage: Eukaryota; Fungi; Ascomycota; Eurotiomycetes; Chaetothyriales; Cyphellophoraceae
Exons: 2
Coding region: 1-528 (175 amino acids)
Source: RefSeq, a predicted model, not a curated record